Messenger RNA from Eublepharis macularius, 9877 nucleotides. It is a transcript of the gene MIB1, whose product is annotated as MIB E3 ubiquitin protein ligase 1. NCBI's taxonomy places the organism in Eukaryota, Metazoa, Chordata, Lepidosauria, Squamata, Eublepharidae. Gene Ontology annotation, molecular function: zinc ion binding; protein binding; ubiquitin-protein transferase activity. The record is from RefSeq and is a predicted model, not a curated record. Gene Ontology annotation, cellular component: cytoplasm. Gene Ontology annotation, biological process: protein ubiquitination. The transcript is spliced from 21 exons. Bases 384 to 3404 code for a protein of 1006 amino acids.
CCUGCCUCCUCCGAUUCUGGUCGCCGCGGUGCCGCCGCCGCCGCCGUCCCCGGAUGUACUAGCAGACGCACCCGGGUGGCGUCUGCGUUUGGAGUCGGUAGGAGGCGGCGGGAGCGUCUCCAGUGAGGAAGGAACCAUUCCGGCGAAGGGGGUGUCGGAUAGUCCGUCGCCAACAUUGCGCUCCUCCGCUGGCGGAGGCCGCAUCCAACCUUGCCGCUCAAGUGCCGGAGACCGCCGGGCUGCCGUGGUCCCGGCGCGGCAGCGGGAGGAGACUGCUGCUGCUGCCUUUCCCGUUAUCGGCGCCGACGGUCCGCAGCCGCCCUCUUCCUCGCCCCCGCCUCGCCCAGUGAGGGCCGCCGCCCCGGCCGGAGGCGCUGAGCGAGAUGAGCAACUCGCGGAACAACCGGGUGAUGGUGGAAGGCGUCGGGGCGCGGGUGGUGCGCGGCCCCGACUGGAAGUGGGGGAAGCAGGACGGCGGCGAGGGCCACGUGGGCACCGUGCGCAGCUUCGAGAGCCCCGAGGAGGUGGUGGUGGUCUGGGACAACGGCACGGCCGCCAACUACCGCUGCUCGGGCGCCUACGACCUGCGCAUCCUGGACAGCGCGCCCACCGGAAUUAAACAUGAUGGAACAAUGUGUGAUACUUGUCGCCAACAACCAAUAAUUGGUAUUAGAUGGAAAUGUGCUGAAUGUACAAAUUAUGACUUGUGUACAGUAUGUUAUCAUGGGGACAAACAUCACCUGCGACAUCGCUUUUACAGAAUAACCACGCCAGGAAGUGAAAGAGUACUGCUGGAGUCUCGACGUAAAUCAAAGAAGAUUACUGCAAGAGGAAUAUUCACAGGUGCCAGGGUGGUUCGAGGAGUUGACUGGCAAUGGGAAGAUCAGGAUGGUGGCAAUGGACGUAGGGGAAAGGUAACUGAAAUCCAGGACUGGAGUGCAUCAAGCCCACACAGUGCAGCAUAUGUUUUAUGGGACAAUGGAGCUAAAAACCUUUACAGAGUUGGCUUUGAGGGCAUGUCAGAUCUUAAAUGUGUCCAAGAUGCCAAAGGAGGCUCCUUCUAUCGAGACCACUGUCCUGUACUGGGUGAGCAAAAUGGUAACCGUAAUCCUGGUGGUUUACAGAUUGGAGACCUAGUAAACAUUGAUCUUGAUUUGGAAAUUGUCCAGUCUUUGCAGCAUGGCCAUGGAGGAUGGACUGAUGGAAUGUUUGAAACUUUAACCACCACUGGAACUGUCUGUGGCAUAGAUGAAGAUCAUGACAUUGUUGUUCAGUAUCCAAGUGGCAAUAGGUGGACUUUUAACCCUGCGGUUCUUACCAAAGCCAAUGUUGUCCGAAGUGGAGAUACUGCUCAGGGAGCUGAAGGGGGUACAUCACAAUUUCAAGUGGGUGACCUUGUCCAAGUUUGUUAUGACUUGGAAAGAAUAAAGCUACUUCAGCGAGGACAUGGUGAAUGGGCUGAAGCAAUGCUUCCUACUUUGGGUAAAGUUGGAAGGGUGCAGCAGAUCUAUUCAGACAGUGACUUAAAGGUAGAGGUUUGUGGAACCUCUUGGACAUACAACCCGGCUGCUGUAUCAAAGGUAGCAUCAGCAGGUUCUGCUAUAAGCAAUGCAUCUGGAGAAAGAUUGUCCCAGUUAUUGAAGAAACUGUUUGAAACUCAAGAAUCUGGUGAUCUUAAUGAAGAGCUUGUUAAAGCAGCUGCUAAUGGAGAUGUAGCUAAAGUAGAAGAUUUGCUUAAGAGACCAGAUGUGGAUGUGAAUGGACAGUGUGCAGGACACACAGCUAUGCAAGCAGCUAGUCAGAAUGGACACGUUGACAUUUUGAAAUUGCUUCUGAAACAGAAUGUGGAUGUAGAAGCAGAGGACAAAGAUGGAGACAGGGCUGUUCAUCACGCAGCUUUUGGUGAUGAAGGAGCUGUGAUAGAGGUCUUGCAUAGGGGCAGUGCAGAUCUGAAUGCUCGUAAUAAACGUAGACAGACCCCACUUCAUAUUGCUGUUAAUAAAGGUCAUCUCCAAGUAGUGAAGACAUUACUGGACUUUGGUUGUCAUCCUAGUCUGCAGGAUUCUGAGGGUGAUACUCCUCUUCAUGAUGCAAUUAGUAAAAAGCGUGAUGACAUCUUGGCUGUACUUCUGGAAGCAGGAGCCGAUGUGACUAUUACAAACAACAACGGGUUUAAUGCUCUCCAUCAUGCUGCUCUAAGAGGGAAUCCAAGUGCAAUGCGAGUAUUACUUUCCAAGCUCCCAAGACCAUGGAUUGUUGAUGAGAAAAAAGAUGAUGGCUACACUGCCUUGCAUCUCGCAGCACUUAAUAAUCACGUGGAAGUGGCAGAACUCUUGGUGCAUCAGGGCAGUGCUAACCUGGAUAUCCAGAAUGUAAACCAGCAAACUGCACUGCACCUUGCUGUUGAACGACAGCACACCCAAAUAGUACGGCUCCUGGUUCGUGCAGGUGCUAAACUGGAUAUUCAGGAUAAAGAUGGGGAUACUCCUCUGCAUGAAGCCCUGAGGCACCAUACUUUAUCCCAGCUUCGCCAGCUGCAAGACAUGCAAGAUGUGGGGAAAGUAGAUACUGCUUGGGAGCCAUCAAAGAACACAUUGAUAAUGGGACUGGGUACUCAGGGAGCAGAGAAAAAGAGUGCAGCAUCUAUUGCUUGUUUCCUGGCAGCCAAUGGAGCUGACCUUGGUAUUCGUAAUAAGAAGGGUCAGUCUCCCCUUGACUUGUGUCCUGACCCUAGCCUCUGUAAAGCAUUGGCUAAAUGUCACAAAGAAAAAGUCAGUGGUCAGGUUGGUUCCCGAAGUCCUUCUAUGAUUAGCAAUGAUUCAGAAACCUUAGAAGAAUGUAUGGUAUGCUCAGAUAUGAAGAGGGAUACUUUAUUUGGUCCAUGUGGGCAUAUUGCUACCUGUUCGCUUUGUUCUCCAAGAGUCAAAAAAUGCCUCAUCUGCAAAGAGCAAGUUCAGUCAAGGACAAAGAUUGAAGAAUGUGUCGUAUGCUCAGAUAAAAAAGCAGCUGUACUGUUCCAGCCUUGUGGUCACAUGUGUGCUUGUGAAAAUUGUGCCAGUCUGAUGAAAAAAUGUGUACAGUGUCGAGCAUUGGUAGAACGAAGAGUGCCUUUUAUCAUGUGUUGUGGUGGAAAGGGUACAGAAGAUACCACGGAUGAUAUUUCAAGUGGAAACAUUCCAGUUCUUCAGAAGGACAAAGACAAUACCAAUGUCAAUGCUGAUGUACAAAAGUUGCAGCAGCAAUUGCAGGACAUAAAGGAACAGACUAUGUGUCCUGUGUGUUUGGACCGUUUGAAGAAUAUGAUCUUUCUUUGCGGACAUGGAACAUGUCAACUUUGUGGUGAUCGAAUGAGUGAAUGUCCUAUCUGUCGAAAAGCUAUUGAACGAAGGAUUCUUUUGUAUUAAAAAUAAAGUGUCUCUUCCUUGUACCAUGUCAUGUUAGUAAAUCGAACUCAUUGAGUUUCCAUAAGCUUUAGUGGCAUCUUUGAAGGCUGUCAGGAAAACAUUUCUAAUGCUACAGAAUAAGUGUGCUGCAAUGUAAGUGCUUAGAAACCGGCAGUUUCAACACAGAUCAGUAUUUGAGUGGCCAACCUCUACUAUUUGUCAAGAAACCUAGACCAAGGUUAGAUUAAUUAACCAAGUAGUUUUUUCCUUAUAUAUGUCUUACCUUUUUCCUACCCCUUUAUGUUAAAGGGACAAUCUUGAUUUACUGUCAUGGUAAUUUUAUUUUGUAUGUGUGAACUCUGAUAUCAGACAUGUUAGUUUUUAUACUGUCAGUAGCUUUCAUGUAUAAGCAGUUUUUUAUUCUCUAAAUUGUAUUUAAGAUUUUUCAUAGUGGUGUCAGUAGUAAAUUGCAACAUCUAAGUACAGGAGUAAAAUAAUUAGCACAAGCAGUGCUUUCAGUGUUUCACAUUGGUUCUAAAAUCUGUAAUUUUAUGUAGUAUAAUAGUAUAUUAGUACUACAUAUACUACAAAUAUAUGUAGUAUAUAAUUGUUCCAAAUUAAUUUGAAGGGGAAUAGGACUUUAAAAAAACAAACCAAAAACCGGUUGAUCACAAGCACUGCCCAGUGUGCACCACAUAUACUGUGGGGUUCAAAGUACUUCUAGAAUUAGCCGUCUGACAACCUGUUUCCAAAGGUGAGGAAAUUCCAGAUGUAGUUUUGCAUAGUACACACUGCUGCCAGUAAUAAAAAGAGUAAAUCCAAGGCUUACAAGUAAACUCCUUGCAUGCCUGGGGUGGGUGGUUUUUUGGUUUUUUUUUUUUUUUUUGGAUCUCAGCCUAAAUCCUUCAGCAGAGGAACCAGUAUUACAGAGGACAGUACAUCAUAUUGACUGCAGGAAAAAAACCCUUAAUUCUUGGAGUAAUAAGGGAUAGCUAUGUCUUUGUAUUUAGCCCCAUUUUAGAUAAAUUAUUAUAAGCAUAUAAAGGAAUACUGGAGAAAUUGCUUUUUUAUAACUAGUAAUUUUAUUCCUGUUAAAUUUACUUCAGGAGGGAUGUUACUUGGAGGAAGAUGCUGUAUAUGGUGGAUGUAGUCUGCUCAUUUAGAAAUGUUGCUUGAUAUUUUAAUUUUUAAUUGACCUUUUAUGAUGAGCACCAUUAACAGAAACUGGCAUAAGGUGUAGGUGUGUGUGUGGUGUGGUGUGUGUGUUGGGGGGAUAGACAUGGGGUUGGAUCCAGAGGUCAUUUCUGCCAAUUGAGAGGGGGAGAACAAAUGUUACUGAUUUUUCCCUCCCACUGUAGACUCCCGCUUCACUCCCUUACAGUUCUUGAGCAUCUCUUAUCUCCCAUGAAUAUCAUUUCAUGCAGCUCAGUGGGCUGCAGUAGAUGGCAGAAGUUCUGUUCUGCUGACAGAAGUGCUGUAUGCCAGCAGAAAACGAUCUUUGGGUCCAACCCAAAGUAUAUACUCAUCAUGUAGUAACAGAAUGGCUUAAUGCUCCAUAAAUCAGUAGUCUAUUUCCAAACCAAGUUUUUAAAGACCUCAUUUUCUGAAGUAGCUAGGUACAAACAGAUACUUUAAGCUGAUCAUAUUUUAAUUGAAUGUGAUCAUUAAAUGAGUAUGUCUGAUAAUUCAUGGACUAUACAGAUUUAGGAAUAAGUUCGAUUGAUGUUGGUUGGAUUUACUUCUGAAUAAGGAUUUAUAACUAACAUUCCCAAAUCCUGGGACCUGAUUCCGCUCAGGAGUGCAGUGCAGGGGCAGAAGGAGCUUCAGACUUCUCUAUGAGCCAAGAUACUGAAAGGAGGGGGAAUUUUUGACUUGCUGUGGGUCUCCACAUGCACAGAUUUCAGCAGGGGCUGAAGUUCCUCCUGCCUUCUGCACGAUGCUCCUGAACCGAAUUCAUCCCCAGAGAACCUGGGAAUACUAGUUUCCUGACAUUCCAUCUGUCUCAGAUGAGUUGGGAAACUCCAACCUGAUUCAUGGCAGAUGUAAUCUCUAAUUUGACCUUAAGUUUUAUGUUCAUAACUGUAUGGUAAAUGUGUACUGGGAGUAUAAAUCUGUUAAAACUGAGUGUGAGGUGCUUGAUUUCCAAAUCAAAACAUUUUCAAUAGAGAAGUUACCAGUAAUUGUUUCCUUGGGGCAUCUCUUUAAAUAACUGGCAUACAUACAUAAGCACAAGAACAUUUUUAAUAGAAUAGGUAACAGUAAAGCAUUCUUUUUAAAUGAUACAAUUACCUUUCUAAAGCCUUAAAGCCCUUAUAAGAUUUCAGCUAUUAGAAUGAUCAGAACUCCAUUAAAAUAAGUGUUUGCAUAUUUGUAUUAAAAUAUUUUAAUACAACUGGAAAAUUCAAAGUUCCCAUUCAGUUUUGUUCUGUACACCUCCCUUAUUGCUGCCAACAUUUUAAAAACCUGAAUAAUCUUGCCAGCAGAAGACUAAAUUUAUUUGAUGUUUAAAAGGAGGCAUGAGGCACUGAAUAGAGUUCAAAUCUAGUCGAAUAAAUGAUACAUGUUCCAAUUAGUGGUUUGGAAGUCUAGUUUUUUUGUGGCUUUGAUGCUAUUUAUGCCAUUCUGUUUACUUUGUAAAGAACAAUUUACUGUAACAUCCUUUAAUGAACAGAAAACACUACACUGUUUGAAGUUUUUCUUAAUUUAAUGUGUACUUUUGUUAAAACUUGAUCGUAAAUGGAAGCAGAUGCUAAGACUUGACUUUAAACUUCUAUUAAAAAGUGUAAAUAUAAAUCUGAGGCAGAAGUCUAUGGGGAACUACAUUAUUGUUAUCCUCACAUUAAAAAGUGUGGGUAUAAUCCUGAUGAGAGAACCAUUCUUGGAGCCUCCACUUACAGUGAAAGGUCAUCUAAGAAAAAACCUAGAGUCUCCAGAUAAUGUAUUCAAUCCCAUAAGGGUUGUGAGCCUGUCUAACCACCAAUUUGCUCUUUUUUUGCUCCCCCUCCUUUGUACUGUGCCUGCACCAUAAGUUGCACAAACGAACACUAAAAUAAUUCAAGAGGCCACAGAAAUGGAUUUGGAUGCUGUCACUACUUCACAGCCAGAGGGUGAAAAGAGAAGUUGUGCACUUAAGCAGCUGGAAAUAUUCCCAUCAUUGCUUCUUCCUAUGGUAUACCCCAGAGCCUCUGCAGUGCAGAGGCUGUGUUAUUCGUCCCUCGGCUCUUCUGCUGUUGGUGUUGAGGAUGGAUGAGUUACAGAGGCUGCUACUUGACUGAAUCAUCAGUACAGUGCUUUAGGGAGCUGCUGGGAUGGUAAGGCCAUUAAGCUGUUAUUUAGACCCUGUACUCUACUUGCUGUUUUACCAUCUCGGAGGCAGCAGUGGGGCCUGUGUAUAUACCUCUAAAUUAAUGGGUAGUUUCUUCUAAUUUUGAAUUUUACAUUGCUACACAAAAUCUGUUUCCCUUUGUAUUUGUCCCAUGCAGCUAGUGUCACUAUAGUAAGACUGAUGCUACCAGAAUAGAAAAUACGCUUUAUAUAAAGAUGACCUGGAACUGGAAAAUCAUCUCUGUUUCUAAACCUAUAGAGAGAACCUUUCAACAUGAACAGAGAAACAUUUCAAUAAUAGUUAAAAUUAAUCCUUCUCGAAGACCUGAUUAAGUGUAGACCAGAGGUUCAAAUUCAAAGUGAAUGCCUGUAUAUAAACAUUUUUAACUUAAUUUUAAAUCUUCAGUCUUGAGAUUGUGGCUCACAAGACAUAUAGAGCAAAACCAAACGAAUAAAUGACUAAAGGGACAAUGUGGGUGUAAACUUUUACAACGUAUUUGUCCAACAUAUGUUUGAAUAGAACUACCAGUAUGGAGUUAUGUAUGCAUGUGGGUAUCUCAUUUUGUAAUGUUUCUUAAUGCUGGAAAAACACGUGCAUUUGGCUAGCUUGGAACACUUCAUUUAUAUGAACAUGGGUAAGCAGAACUAAACUAUUAAAAAGAGUGCUUCAAUUUAAUUCUUGUAGAAACUAGUCCUAAGAUUUAUUCAAGUAGAAAUUCAGCAAGAAGGAAAAUGUGUGAGUAUUCUUACACGAAUUACUGUUAGAUUUGGAUAACAAAUGUUAGAGUUUCUUGCCUAAUGAGAAGUGUUUGUGGUUCUUAUAUAGGACUGACAUAUGACUGCGUGCAAUUUAUGUAUGACGAUAUUGACUAUCAUUAGGACGAUAGUUCCUGUCUAGCAAUUUGUAAUGGGUGAAGGAUCUCAUGGAUGUCUGCAGCCUUCACAGAUUUACUCCUAUAUUUCAGUUAAGAUCCCCCACACGCACAUUGCUUGAAAGGAAGAGUUCUAUGUGCCACAACAGUACAUUUACAAAACUCUACAUAUAGAUGAGUGCAAUCUGACAAGCAAUGCUACUGUGCCAUCUCAGUUAAUCACUGGAAUGCAGCUUUUGCUUGGGUUAUUUUUACAAGACUUGAUGAAAUAAAUUAGGAUUGUGGACCAGUAUUCUUUGAGGAUCAUACCCUAACUAUCAUGCUAAAAGUUUAAAGGCAUUACCUUAAAUGUGUUCAGCUAUUAACUGGUUCAGAUACUCGUUGGGCUUUUCUUGGUUUAGAUGGCAGUGCAACAUAGCCACUAUAGGUUAUAUUAGCUUCUAAGUUAGUAUAGUUUCAGCCCAUUUGGACUGAUAAGUGGCAUUAAACUAGCAUUACCUCCUAGUUGGCAGUAUUAUAUAUUAAAGAAAUUCCUAUUUGCCUUAGGUGGUGGUAGGGAUCCUCUUUAAAUUAAAGCUACAUUGUUGUCAUUUCAGUUAUGUUGCUACAGUGUUGUGUAGAAACACCAAGAAUCGUAAGUAAUUAUCAUAGCUACUACAUCAGUGUAAAAUGUUUGCCUCUGAAUGCAAAGGUGAUAGGCCUACUGCCCACUGCCUAAAUUGAUUGCCCAAGUCUUUAGUCCGAGUGCUGCAUAGAAGAACCUUCCCAUAGUUGAACUCGGUUUUUUCCCCUAGAUGUCCCUCUCCCCUCCUGUGUUCCCUUUAUUUUCUGACAAACCACGUCUCCCUUUCUGCUGCUGCUGCUGCAUGUGAAUGAAUCUUGUAAAUCCUGUUAAUAGUACUACUCAUUCUUGCAGUUUCCUAAAAUAAUUGUAUUAUUUUAAUACAUUUCUUUUGCCAACGUUAGCAUUUUAGUGCCAACUGUAAUUUUAAUAACUAUGAAACAUCACUCAGGGCUAUGAAACACCUUCACAUUAAUAGGAUUAUGUGAGACUUAAUGCCUUUAGUGCCUUGGCAAACUCUUGAACUGACAGCAACUCCAAAGUUCUGGGAGCUUUCAUACAUUCACAACAUUUUUACAUGCACAUAGAGAAGAACUGCACAUUUCAUCUGCUAACAACCUUUCCUGAAUAACCUGGUGGUGUUUUGAGAGAAGUGGCAAGGAAAUGCUUAAUUCUCCCUCUGCUGCGGCUUUUUACUGCUGUCCUUUGCCUCAGACUGCUUUUCCUCAGGUUACUUUUUCAGUGUUAGACUCCUGCCUGUCGGAAAGCUUUAGAGGAGAAAGUAGUAACUGUAGGAAAUAUAAGUACUUCCAACUGAUACUUGCUAGAAAAUGUAACUCCUACACCCCAUUCACUUAAUUCAAUAAACAAUUUGGAACUGAAGUAAUGUAUAGUUCUAUCCUUAAGGCUAUUGUCUAUAUAGCAUGAACUAGCUCAGAACGUAUUACCUUAGUGCUAAGUUUUUGUGUGCGCGCAUUUCUAAAUUUUUCACUUCAUAUGAUUUGUCUGAACAUUACUGCAACAUUAGGGUGGUUAUUGUUGAAAUGUGAAGAACAAUGUUCCAAAUUCUACACCUAUAUGAAAAGAUUUAGUUGAACAGGCUCAUUAACAAUCUAGAAAGGCUGUAGGAAUGUCACAUGUAUAAUCUCCAGUCCUGAUCUCCCUGCCCAUUAGUCUGUGUCCCUUUCCAACUUAAGUGUGAAAAGGUUUCCAGCUUUGUUAGCAAAGUUGCAUUGAUUUCUGUUACUGAACUAGCAGAAAGUCCUGGACUGAUUUUCAGCUCUAGUUCGAGGCCGCGGGUUAUGUUCUUGAACCAGCCCUUGCAUUUGAUCAUAAGCACUUUUUUUUUAAUGCAACUUAGUGAGGUUCAUUGUACACUUCUUAAAAUAUAUUGCAGUCCUACUAAAUGUUUCCUAGAUAUGAGAGUGCUGUCUAGGAUUUCUAAAAUGUGUUUACUUCUUGGAUAAUGAAACAUAUUUCAACUGUAGGUUGAUAUGACAGUAUUAGAUUAAAUUUAAUUUGUUUAUGCAGAUGUAGUUAAUUUCUGUAUUGCUAAUAGCUUUACAUAACUGCUUUGAUUAGAAAUGCUUAGUUCUAAAUAAAUUCUAAGCCUUUGAAUACAAAACCAUGUACUAUAUUAAUAAAAUUUGUAUGAUUAUUUCAGUGUGAUUUUUCUCAAACUAGAUAGAUGCGUGAAUGAGCUACCAUAAUAUAGUUCAAAUAUUUACCAAUUUGAA